AUGGCGAUCUCGACUUCGUUCUUCACCCCAGACUUGCCACACGCUACAGGCGUCAGCCAUCCGCAAGAAAACGAAGCAGCCAUGGACGACGCGCACGAUAACAACGGGCACCAAAAUGUUGACGGGCAAGUUACCGAACCGACACCAUCAUUUGCCGACAUGUCUCCGCAGGGAAAUGGACAAGUGCCCACCAGUGACGGCAUCGAUCGUGAGAUGCGCGACGACGGCAGCUCCGUUGGAGAUGCCGCCAGCUCAGCACCGAAGACGGCAGCCUCGAAGAAAAAGAAGGGCGCCGCUUCCACCGUCAAGGCUCCCUCGAAACGCGCUCGUCCCAGCACUGGUGGUGGCGGCGCGAAGAAAACCAAGAGAGGCGGGACCAAAAAGGCCAAGGCAGAUGCCUCCUCCAGGCCGACCGGCGCUGCAGAUACGGUCGCCGACGCCGGCAACACCAGUGAGUCCGACAACGGCCCUUACUGCCUCUGCCGCGGACCAGACGACCACCGCUUCAUGAUAGCCUGCGACCGAUGCGAGGACUGGUUUCACGGCGAGUGCAUCGGCAUGGACAAGCACACAGGCGAGAACCUCGUUCAGAAGUAUAUCUGUCCCAACUGCACCGAUGGCGGCCGCUACACGACGCGUUACAAGAAAAUGUGCUCCCUCGCGGGCUGCAACAAUCCGGCCCACAUCUACGACUCGUCCCGGCCCAGCAUCUUUUGCUCGCCUGAGCACUGUCAAGCUUGGUGGGAGCAGCUGGUUAGCUCGUUACCGAGAACCAAAGGCGUCGCUGACGCCGACUAUCUCACCCAAGGAGAGUUCAUGGGCCUGAUGGACGCGGGCCCAUCCUCCUCCCCAACAGAUGACAGCUCCACCACCCCCUGGAAACUAGGGCGUCCUCCCUUCGAAACUCCACAAGAUUUCUGGGAGCGCCCUUUCUCGUCUUCUGCCCUCACCGCGGAGGAACAAAACCUGCUCAACACGUCCGCCACGGCCCGCUACCAGCUGGGCGAGGAAAUCGUCCUCUGCAAAAAGAUGCUCCAGCUGAUCGACAUGGCCUUGAAACGGCGGGAAGCCGCCAUUGCCGCGGGCAAGGGCACGGCCAAGGACUUGUGCGGAUACGAUUACCGGCUGGACAGCGUGGGCGCGACGCACCAGUUUGCUCGCUUCCUACAGUCGCCCCAGGGAGAGGCAAUCUUCACCAGCGGGCGUCUAGACGGGCCCGACACCGCUGCUCUUACCACCAGCACUACGAUCAACAACAGUAGUGCGGAGGAGGCGAGCGCCGGCGGCAGCGAAGCCGACCCGCAACUAACAAACAUGUGCACCAAGAAGAAAUGCAAGCCGCACAACGGGUGGAGCGCCAUACUGACCAAGACCGUCCGGCACGAUAUGAAGGAGCUGGCGGCGCAGGCCAAGGAGCUGCUGGACGCGGAACAGCGCGUGCGCGAUGGCGCUGCGGGCCGGUUCCGCCGGCGGUUGAAGGAGGGGAACGCGGUCAUGACACUUUCCUGUGAAAGUGAAAAAGACGGGGUAGAGCGGAUGGAAGUUGAUAUCUGA
Messenger RNA from Chaetomium strumarium, 1554 nucleotides. RefSeq lists its product as uncharacterized. The transcript has 2 exons. Gene Ontology annotation, cellular component: Set1C/COMPASS complex. The record is from RefSeq and is a predicted model, not a curated record. The coding region runs from base 1 to 1554 and encodes 517 amino acids. Lineage: Eukaryota; Fungi; Ascomycota; Sordariomycetes; Sordariales; Chaetomiaceae.